Molecule: messenger RNA, 3198 nt
Organism: Ooceraea biroi (clonal raider ant)
Lineage: Eukaryota; Metazoa; Arthropoda; Insecta; Hymenoptera; Formicidae
Biological process (GO): regulation of transcription by RNA polymerase II
Cellular component (GO): nucleus
Molecular function (GO): DNA-binding transcription factor activity, RNA polymerase II-specific; RNA polymerase II cis-regulatory region sequence-specific DNA binding
Source: RefSeq, a predicted model, not a curated record
GAUUAAUUCGCAUUUCGUGUGACAACUUAAGCAUUCACAAUUAUUUGCUUCUUAUUCGAUCGUGAAAGAAACGAGACGUUAGUGCGUGCACGUGCACGUGCACGCGCACUCGUAACAAAGGAGGCGAAUAAAAUACACGCGCAGAGAAUUAAUCGGUCAUGAGACUGAAGUAAAAUGCGUCAUCGUGUAUUCGUGUGCACGCAUCAUCUUUAUUCAUCCUUCGCGUCACGUACAACGGUACAACACGUGCUCGGUGCCGAUCCCGAGCGUUUCUGCAUCAAAUCCGUUAAAAGUCCUGAAAGCGGAUGCGCGCGCACUCGGCGGCCAUCUUUGGCAACUGGUGUGUGCUCGUAUUUUGGCGGUUUACCAGUUGCACGCGGCACACGUACCGCGUUUAAUGGUGGAGUGGUUGCACUCGUAUCGGCGAACGCACGAUCGCUAACAAUCGCGUCGCGUGGUGAACAGUGGCAAAGGGGAACGUUUCUCAGUGAGAAGUGAGAGAGAAAAAGGAAACGAGCGUGGCGAGGACCAGGAGGACGAGGAGGCAGCCAGCGGGAUGGAGGCGCACACUCCGAAGCGGGAGUCGCGGCCCCCGGCGGAGGCUUUGACUUGCAGCCCGUCAAUGAACGACACGUUGUUCUUCCCGUGGAACUGGGGCGAGGUGGCGCGCAACGCGAAUCUCAGCCCGGCCAGCUCGUGCUCCUCGCCGGAGUACCGGGAGCACGGCGCGGGCGGUGCGGGUAGCGGCGGUGGCGGCGCCGGUGCGCGGGUGCCGGGUGCCAGCGCCGAGAGCCACCGCCGCGGCCGGCCGCGUGCCGACGCUCUCUCGAAUCUCAUGAUGCAAGGCAGCACGUCGCCGAGCAACAUCAAGUGCGGCUACUGCCACCGGGUGUUCCCGCGCGAGAAGAGCCUGCAGGCGCACCUGCGCACUCACACAGGAGAACGUCCAUAUCCAUGUGAUUAUCCCGGAUGUACAAAGGCCUUCACUCAAUCUGGACAAUUGAAAACUCAUCAACGAUUACAUACGGGGGAGAAACCAUUUCUAUGCACCGAACCAGGUUGCGAAAUGAGAUUUACUCAUGCCAACAGACAUUGUCCCGACCAUCCCUAUGCCACCCUCACAAGAUCAGAUGACUUCGUACUAAAGCCGGUAUCUGAAAAUACAGAUUUGCCACACGAUGUUAGUCGAUGGCUGGAGCGUUACAAGAUGUCCAGGGAACGGGAAGACAGAACACCGACUGGGAAAAACGAACGGAAGAAAAAGAUGUGGAAGAGCAGUGCCGAGAAUCAUAAAAGAGUGAAAUCCAGAAAGGGCCUGAUGAUGGACCUGGCGGGGGAACAGGAAAAUCUCGAUCGUAAACCAUCCAGCCAGCGGUUAUAUUGCGAGGAGAAUCAGGACAGCCAGGACAGUCAGGAUAGUCAGGAUAGUCAGGAGGAGAGCCAGGAUGAGGAUCCAACGGACACAUGCUGCGCAAUACUGCAAACAUCCGAGGAUGAGGAAGUGUCGAGUGCAAAAUUGGCGGCAUUGAGAAGACCCCUGGACAGACUACAACCAAAGAAACGAUGGCUACGAAAUGCUUGUUUAGAACAACAAUUAAGCGGGAACGUUAGAGCAAACAAUGUAGGGUCUGUAUACAAGAUCGACGAGAAGCAGACUUUGGAUGGAUCUACGGAGUCGUCCGAGAUCCAGUGGUACACGACACUUGUCGAUAAUUCUGUCGUGGACGAGAACAUAUUCACAUCGAGUACGCAAAAUGAAUUGGCAACUUCAAACACACAAACACCAGAACAUUCGUACCGUUCUUCUUCUGAAUUGUACUGGGAUAUGAACAGUAAUAAUAAUGAAUCUUCCAAAGCAAUGCAUGAGGAGAAUGCAUAUGAUGUUACACGCCCUCUGAGCCACGUGCAGUGGGACUCAUUGAGUAACCUGCCAAGUGAUCGGAACGAUUUUACAACUGGUAUCGACAAAUCCGCCGUGUUUCAAGAGCCCGAGUCAAUUCAUUUGCCUUUUGACUACACAGAACAAAUCGUUCACGGAGGGACAACGUAUCAGGAUACGCUGAUCAAUCCCUGUAUCAGUGAGAACGAGACUAGACCGACGGUUCUGAUGUUGGCUGGAAGUUCAAGUAACAGUAAGGAGAUCGUCUCAAAAGCACACGUCGCAACUGCGGAUGCUGGCACAACGGAGGUGAAAGCAGUCGCAGUUAAGGAGAAAGACAAUACAAUUAAAACCCCGAUACAAGAAGACAAUAAAAAGUGGUUGGGUGCCUUGGCGUUGAUGGAGCUGGCUAAGGCGCAAGAAAAGGAGAGAAUAGAUCUUAAGCAUGACACAAAGGACGAAUGUUCGAUGACUGUGGAAUCAAAUAAUAGCCAUUUAUAGAGACUGUGAUUAUUGGUUACUUUAUUAUUUUUAUACGCGCGAGGAAUGAAUGAUGGGUCUUGUUCGUUCACGUAACAUACAGUCCAUUUAUCGGCAUAAAUAAUGUAAUGAAGACUUUUUACUAUGAAACACAUCUGUUUUCUUUCUCUUUGAUUAUUGUUACUCUCUAACUCUUAUUUUUUAUUAUUACUAUUAUUGUCAUGUAUAUUGAAUUACAUUUGUUUUACUUCUGAUGUUUCAUGGAACUGUUCUCAAUUUUAUGCACAUAUUAAUUUAUAAAAAUGCUACGCGUCAACUAACAAAAUUUAUACUGUAAAAAUACUAUUAAAAUAAUGUGAACAUAUAUUUGUAAAACAAGAUAGUUAUAUUUCAUCAUUACAAUAUUCUUUCACACACGGUAUAAUGAGAAAUUUCAAAAAACAAAUGUGUCUCAAAUUAUAGUAUCUUUUUCUUAUUACUUCUUAUCUUGCAUAUUAAUUGUUUUUCACAUAUAAAAUUGAUUUAAAAGAGUAUUGUAAUAAUAAGUUCUGUUUUUCUUUGUUCGUGAUGUAAAAAGAAACAACGUUGUGUAAGCAUGGUAAAAGCAUAAGUAUAGAAAACCAACAAUGCUUGCAGUUAUUGUUAUGUAUUUCAUUAAAAUAGAGAUUUGUGUGAUACUUUAGUUAUACACUUACUACGUAAGGAAAUUACGAAGUAAUGUCAAGAAUGUGAAAAUGAGUUUAUAGAGUAUUUAAUUGGAACAAAAACUUAGUUGCUAUGUAUUAAGUAUAGAGAUAUAAGGAUAGAUAUAAAGAAAUAAAAUAGAAUCCCGAAGUUAA